This is a messenger RNA of Magnolia sinica, 1147 nucleotides long. RefSeq names its product protein TIFY 10B-like. The coding region runs from base 74 to 841 and encodes 255 amino acids. Gene Ontology annotation, cellular component: nucleus. The record is from RefSeq and is a predicted model, not a curated record. Gene Ontology annotation, biological process: regulation of defense response; response to wounding; regulation of jasmonic acid mediated signaling pathway. The transcript is spliced from 5 exons. Lineage: Eukaryota; Viridiplantae; Streptophyta; Magnoliopsida; Magnoliales; Magnoliaceae.
AGACUCCCAAUCUUCACACCGCGAAAAUCAGAUACAGAGAACGAAAGAAAGAAAGAAAAGAUAUAUCGGUUUUAUGCCGGAAAUGAUGUCGAACUCGCCGGGUGUGUCAGAUUCCGGACGGAGCUCCGUCAGGAGAGCGCCGGAGAAGUCGAGUUUCUCCCACACGUGCAGCCUCUUGAGCCAGUAUCUGAAGGAGAAGGGCAGUUUUGGAGAUCUCAAUCUCGGCAUGACUUGCAAUCUCGAACCCAAAGGGCAGCCCGAAACGUUCCGUCCCACAACGACAAUGAACUUGCUGCCGCAGAUGGAAAUAUCGGGAGACGUUACGGAGAGAAAGGAGCUCGUAUCGGACCGAAACGUUACAUCCAAGGGCUUUUUUCCCCAACGUGCCAGUGUCGGACCCUCUGCUGAGUCGAGGCCUAAAGCAGAGACGGAAUCUGCCCAAAUGACGAUAUUCUACGCCGGGAGAGUCCUUGUCUUUGAUGAUUUUCCGGCCGAGAAGGCGAAGGAGUUGAUGCUGCUAGCUAGUAAGAUGAUCGUGUCGGGUUCGGGCACUGGAACCGCUACAGCUUCCGGCAACGAGCGUGGAAGUGGCCCGCAACGGAACUCUAAUGCUACUUCGACUUCCGGCAGCAACCCGCCGCCUCCUGAGUGUCUUCAACGGCCUCUGCAAGACGCGUCUGAUCUGCCCAUUGCUAGAAAGGUUUCACUCCACCGGUUCCUGGAGAAGAGAAAGGGCCGGAUUAAUGCCAAAGCUCCAUAUCAAGUAGACGCCGGGUCCACAGCUCCAGCCAAGCCGGAGGAAAGCAAGUCGUGGCUCGGCUUGGGUUCAAAAUCGGACUGAACUAGUAUAGCAUCUGAUUUCGCGGCUCCCUCACGACUCGGCUUCGGAACCCAAAGAAGUCGGUCGGAAGAACGGCGCGUGGCUCACUUUUGGUGCACGUCUGGAGCAUGAUAAUAUUCUAUUCUUUUCGACAAUCAAUAUAAAAUUAGUACUAAUAUUCCUCAUGUUUUUAAUAUGAAAUUGUUGACAGAAGGUGGUGGACCACACACCCAUCACUCAUUCAAGGUGGUGAGGCACACACCCAUCACUCCUUUAUAGAAAGCUAAAAUACCAUUCAAGUAUUUUAUCAUGAGAGUAGAUUUUUGA